AUGUCAUCAACACCUCUCUUGCUCCCUUACCGUCAUGUUCCUCUGCCGAUUCCUCGGAACAACUCGAAUACUCAAUGGCCGAGUGCAUAUGUGCGCAUCUUAGGAGUCGAAAGUGACACAAUUUACUCACCAUUAAACGACAGUUGGCGGUCGCCCCGUAUCCAAGUCGUGCUUGAGGAUCGGGAAAUGAGAGAGCGCUUUUCUGUGUCAUUUGGAGAUCCAAAAUGUCCCGUGGUGGCAGGAGACAUAACGAAUAUCAUGGAUGAUGCAGAUGCCGAUGCAUUGGAGCCAUCUAUUGACAGCGAUGGCCUUGGCCUCCUUUUCCGACUUAGUGCUUAUAUCUCCGGUCAACAACAUUUCUUAGCAGAUGUCCACCAUGAUGAUGUCCCUCCAGCACGCUUUCAGGAGGAUGCUGCCCGCCCCAGAAAGGAAGGCACACAUGUCGUGGACUCUGCCAUCUGGAUGCAACGAGCAACCGGACAAGGUAGCUGUGUAUUCAUCCCAAUCAUAAUCAAGCGCAAAAUGGAAUUCUCUGACUUGGCGAUCCCUCGGAAGCAACGAAUACUUGAAUCAUUCCCCGAAGAUGGCAUGCGUCACCUUCUCGCUAUGCCCAUGAAACUAAUUCAUUGCAACAUGGACCUCAGCCCUACUGCAAAGCGCUUGUAUAGGGAGGUGCAUAAAGCGGACACUCAACUGUGUCCCUUUAUGAUCAAACGCGCGAAAUCUCACGAGCCGUCCAAUGCCAGGACUUCCAUUUUAUCACUACCCGUGGAAAUUCUCAUUAUCAUUGCCAGUCCACUAGGAGUAGGAGAUCUUCACUCCCUUACCCAAGUUUCCUCUGUGCUGAGAGAGAUCGCUGGUCCUCUCUUCUUCGCCAUCAGGAAUUUUCCAACUUCCCCGCAGGAUAUGUUUAACCUCCACGACAGAUACUUUUCGUCCACCACGCAUGAUGCUGUGCUGGAUGAAGUUGAUGUGCGACCCGCACAGCUCUCUGCAUUUUCACAUUUCCUGCAAUCCAUCCCCCGCAAAUCCCUACGAUACAUCACGCUUUUCUGGAGUUUCAACAUUCUCGCCUCCCCCGUUUUUCCACAGAUAAUCGCGUUCCUCGAGAAUAUCUGUGCCUCCGGCUGCGAAGAGCUCACAUGCAUGGGAUUCUCCGACUACAUGUGCUCGCCAUCCGUCUUUGGGCUCGCCAAAAUUAAGGUGCACCCAGGUUUGAACCGCCUGAAAUGCUUCGAGGCAUCAUCUUGGGUGUUCUUUUCUCCUGAGCUCCUUCCUUUCACGAUGCAGACCAUUCAUUCAUCCUCUUUGGAGAAGCUUCGAUUGGGCCGUGUGGGUCUCAGUUCUGCGCAGUGGGAUAAGCUCCUGCGACACUUGUCGAACUACGGGUCGAUGCUGAUUGUGCACCGUCCACGCUGA
Molecule: messenger RNA, 1419 nt
Organism: Suillus subalutaceus
Lineage: Eukaryota; Fungi; Basidiomycota; Agaricomycetes; Boletales; Suillaceae
Exons: 12
Coding region: 1-1419 (472 amino acids)
Molecular function (GO): protein binding
Source: RefSeq, a predicted model, not a curated record